Messenger RNA from Vairimorpha ceranae, 303 nucleotides. RefSeq lists its product as hypothetical. NCBI's taxonomy places the organism in Eukaryota, Fungi, Microsporidia, Nosematidae. Bases 1 to 303 code for a protein of 100 amino acids. The transcript has a single exon. The record is from RefSeq and is a predicted model, not a curated record.
AUGAAUAUUUGGUUCUUUAUAAUUACAGUAUCCUCAUUAAAUCUACCGACAAGUUGUUAUCAGGGCAGCGAGUUGGAAACUAAAAGAGAAAUUGUGAAAGAAUUUGUGGUUGAGAUUCGCAAAUUGUAUGCUUUAUAUGAGGAUUACAAAGUGGACGAGGAUGAAUUUAAAAAAAGACUAUUGUGUUUAGUUAAUUCAAUCUCGGCAGCAAAUUGCUGCUGCAUUGAUAAUUGCGAAUAUUAUUCUUUUGUGCGAACUAAUAUCGAGGAACACAUUGAAUAUCUUGAAGAAGUUUUUUAUUAA